AUGGCAACUUCCGUUUCCUCUGCUUUUCCUCCAAAAAAGAAAAAACGCGAUACAAUCUUAACACUCUCAUUCUUGCUUCUUUUCCUUCUCAGCGUAUUCUUCUUCUUCUUCAGCAGAAGAGCUCUUCAGCCCCCAUUCUCUUUCUACACAGAUCUCUACUCUCAAACACCCUUUCCACUUCUUCAAACUCCUCCUAGAUCCACUCAGGUUUAUGAAAAUUUUGAUGAAAUUACACGACCCAUUGAGUCCAAAUCUGAUCUUGAUGAAAAUUCCAAUGAAAAAUCUGGAAGUUCGUUUUAUGACAAAAUUGCUGAAAAAACAACAGGGCCCACCUCGUCGGCUGAAGAAAAAACAAGGCCCAUUUCAUCAAAAUCUGAUCUCGAUGAAAAUUCCAACGAAGGAAAUAUACCUGAAUUUGGAGAUAAAAUUACAGGAAAAACAACUGUGCCCACUUCAUCAAAAUCUGUAAUGGAGUCUGAUUUCCAAGAUAAAAUUUCUGAAAAAACAACCGUGCCCAGAUCAUCAGACGAAGUAAAAUCAGAACUGGUUUCAUCAAAAACUGAUUUUGAUGAAGAAACUAAUGAGAGGACGAUUCCACAACCAUUCUUGUCAAUAAAUGAAUUUCAAGGUAAUCUUUCCAACGAAGAAACAACCGAACACAUUUCAUCGAAAUUCGACAUUGAUGACAAAACCAGUGGAAAAUCAACAUAUCCUGUUUCUAGAGAGACAUCUUCUGACAUUCCCAGCUCAUCAGGCUCUAAAGGUGACAACGAUAGAAGCAAUGCCAUAGCACAAAGGUUGCAGAGUUGCGAUUUUUACAAGGGAUCGUGGGUUAAGGAUGAGAAUUAUCCACUAUACCGAGCAGGGUCUUGUCCAUAUGUUGAUGAAGCUUUUGAUUGCCAGAACAAUGGCAGACCUGACUAUGAAUAUCUGAAAUGGAGAUGGAAACCAGAUGAAUGCGAUCUUCCCAGGUUCAAUGCUACAGACUUCUUGGUGAGAUUGAGUGGGAAGAGACUGAUGCUAGUAGGAGACUCCAUGAAUCGAAACCAGUUUGAGUCACUUCUUUGUCUUCUGCGUGAAGCCCUACCUGAUAAGAGCAAAAUGUAUGAAACACACGGGUACAAAAUAACCAAAGGAAGAGGAUAUUAUAUUUUCAAAUUUGAGGAUUACAAUUGCACGGUAGAGUUUGUACGCUCGCACUUCCUUGUUAGGGAAGGACUUCGUAUCAAUGGACAAGGAAAUUCAAAUCCCACUCUAUCUAUAGACCGCAUUGACAAGUCUGCUGGUCGUUGGAAGAGAGCUGACAUUCUUGUCUUUAAUACAGGGCACUGGUGGACUCAUGGAAAGACUGCUAGGGGGAAAAAUUACUAUAAAGAGGGUAACUAUAUAUAUCCCAAGUUUGAUGCAGUGGAAGCAUAUAGAAGAGCCAUCAAGACAUGGGCUCAGUGGACUCGUGAAAAUGCAAACCAUGGGAAGUUGAUGUUUUAUCGUGGGUACUCAUCUGCCCAUUUCAGAGGUGGUGAUUGGGAUUCAGGUGGAUCGUGUAACGGAGAAACUGAACCUGUCUUACGUGGGCCUAUCCUUGACAGCUAUCCUAUAAAGAUGACAAUUUUGGAAGAAGUUAUCAAGGAGAUGCAAGCACCUGUGGUGUUUUUGAAUGUUACAAAGUUAACCAAUUUUCGCAAAGACGGUCACCCUUCAGUUUAUGGGAAGAAUGUGACUGCUGGGAAGAAGGUCUCUACCAAACGACAAGAUUGCAGCCAUUGGUGUCUUCCUGGGGUACCCGAUGCCUGGAAUGAGCUUAUAUAUGCAAACUUGGUUGCAAAACAAGUUCAUUCCCAUGACAUAUACUGA
Fraxinus pennsylvanica is the source of this 1854-nucleotide messenger RNA. The record is from the annotation of a GenBank genome assembly. Lineage: Eukaryota; Viridiplantae; Streptophyta; Magnoliopsida; Lamiales; Oleaceae.